Molecule: messenger RNA, 748 nt
Organism: Trichomycterus rosablanca
Lineage: Eukaryota; Metazoa; Chordata; Actinopteri; Siluriformes; Trichomycteridae
Gene: commd3
Product: COMM domain containing 3
Exons: 8
Coding region: 27-611 (194 amino acids)
Biological process (GO): sodium ion transport
Source: RefSeq, a predicted model, not a curated record
CCAGCCUAGCGCCUCUGCACUGCAAAAUGGAGUUGUCUGAUUCUGUUAUCAAGGGGCUUCAGACCUUAUCGGAUCCAGCUCAUUUUAACCUGAAAACAUUCACUACCGUCACCGAGGCGAUAUUCGACAGUCUGCUGUCUCCUCACACCAGCAGUGUUUUCGACCAACCAGAUCUGAAGAACAUUGACCAAGUUCUCCUGAAACAAUGUCACGUUGCAGCAGCAACAUUUAUACUAGAAGCAGUGAAACAGAACACAGAUAAAUCAACCAUCAGCUCUUGCCUUGAAGACAUCAGAUUCAACAGUGAUAAAGUGGACGUGUUUUAUACCAUUUACCAGAAAAACAAAACAAACCUGGAAAAUCUUCUGUCGGGCAUUGAUAGGUGCCCCCCUCACAUAACCGAUGUCUCUUGGCGCCUGGAUUAUUGCAUAAAGAACAGCCAUGUGCACAAGGUUAAUCAGCCAUCAUAUCUGAUUUCUCUAAACACUGAGAGUGGUGAUAACGAGGUCUCUUCUGAAGUCAAUUUUAGUUGUACAUUGGUGCAACUGCAGGAUUUAGUGGGGAAGCUGAAGGACGCAGCCAAGAGUGUGGAGAGAGCCACACAGCUCUAAUUCAACUUUAUAUACAUUUAUAUAACUUUAUGAUGUGCAGCUUGUAUCAAGAGGACCAUCUCUGACCUGUACUUGUGAUUUCUCUGUCUUCUACCUUCAUGUUUCCAGUUUUACAAUAAAACAAUUUGAUAAACUCA